GCUCUCCCAACCCUGUGCCCCUUUCCCAGAAGCCACCCUGAACAGCCGCAGAGGUUCAGACUUGGGGGGAGGGCAGGGCUGACUCCCAGCACCCCCCCCCCAAGGCCCCCAGCUCAGCCAAGCUUUUCUCAUUAAUCUCAAAGUCAAGGACUUGAAUUAAACUGGGUCAGGGGACAGCCACCCCCCAACCCAGAGCUACAGCUGGGCCCCUUUCCCUGGGGACCCAGCUUCCGUGAGGUUCCACCACCAGCCUCACCCUCCUGGGACCCAGGCCUGUCGUCUUCAGUAGCCCCAAACCUAACCUCAUCUCCACCCGAUCCUCUCUGGCGCCCUGACAGCGUCUUCUGUCCUGGGACAGGCCGAAAGCACCCUGAAUCCUUAUCUCACCUCACCUCAUUCCACAGCCCUAGCCCUAAAAUCUCUCGUCCCUAUUUGAGGAUAUCAAUCCCUGUCCCAGACCUCAGCUGCCUCCCCAGCCUUCCCGCUCUCGGUCCUCUCUCUUGGGUACCCCCUUAUCUGGGACAUAUUUACAAGCUGGGAUCCUGUGGGGGCGGGGUCCUUCUCGCCUAGAACCUCAGGAGCAGAUCUUUCCUUAGAUGACCCUGGAGACUGGCUUCCAAGGCAGGUCUCAGGAACCCAAAUGCUGGGGCCUCAUCUCCUCCCAUUUAGGACUCUUGGGGGUCCAGGCUCCUGACUUUCUCUUAUUUCUGGAGAGAGGGUCUGCAUCCCCAGCGCACGUCCGAGGGAGGAACCUUAAGAAUCUGACGCCUUCUCACAGAGUCACCAGGGGAAAGAGUGGAAAGCGCAGGGGAGAAACCUCUUCCUCUUCGUGUGAGGAAACUGAUAUAGAAACCUUGUGAUGAGCGCCAGUCCGCACAUCCUGCCCCUUGUGUCCACUGCAGGGCUUCAGCUCCAGACCUGGUCAGACUGCAGAGCCUGAGUCAUGUCACCCCAUCCUGCCAUGGUGCUGGCCCUCGUGCUGUGCCUGGGGCAGACAAUCACCACUAAGGAAGGAUCUCUGUCAAAGCCUUCCAUCUCAGCUGAUCCAGGCCUUGUGAUCUCCCAAGGGGGUUGUGUAACCUUUGUGUGCUCAAACCCUGGUGGGUAUGAUACAUUCCGCCUGGAGAAGGGAAGCCAGAGUGUCAUGGAGAAGAAGAACACACAGCCUUCAAUGACAGAGGCUAGAUUCCGCCUUGACCCAGUGAAUGAAAGCACUGCUGGAGCCUAUCAGUGCCUCUAUUUAAAAGGGCGUGAUUGGUCCCCACGCAGUGAGACUCUGGAGCUGAAGGUAACCAGAGAAGAUGUCACCCAGGCUCCUGACCCAGGUCCAACAGUGACUCCAGGUUUGUUCCCAGGCAUGUCUUGGCUGAAGACAAAGGACAUUUAUAUUCUCGUUGGGGUCUCUGUGGUCUUCCUCCUUUGUCUUCUCCUCCUCCUUCUCUUCUGCUUCCACAGCCACCGUCAGAAAAAGCAGGGGCUCCCAAACAGCAAGAGCCAGCAGCAGAGGCCACAAGAGAGCCUUGCUACUAAUGGCCUGGAGAGAACACCAGACAUAGUCACGGAUGACAGGCUUCCAGAGAAGAGAAGGAAAGAAACCUGGACCCCUGCUUCAGGAGGCCUCCAGGAGGUGACAUAUGCCCAGCUGGACCAUCACGCCCUCACACAGAGGACAGUUGGAGCUGUGACCCCACAGAGCACAGACGCCGUGACUGAAUCCAGCACCUAUGCAGCCAUCAUCAGACGCUGAGCCUGGGCACCCCUGGAGACAUGCGCAGUCACUGUUGGAAAAGCCCCAAGCAGCCGUUCAAGGGCUCCUUUUGGGAUCACCUUGGCGUGGAAAGCUAACCAGCCAGUUCUGCUCCAGGCAGAAACUGGACCCUGGAGGCCCCCGUUCCCCAUCUAGGAGUUGCAUUGGGAAGGUGGUAGUAUCAGUCCUUGGAAAGACUAUGUUGCAGUAAGCUCCAGAGCCCAAGUUGCAAUCACCUGGUUGUUUCCAGAGACAGAGUUAGAGCCCCUUAGCUGUUUCUACAGACCCUUCCACAGCCCAGAUUACUUAAUGAACAGCACUGUAAUUGUCCAGUGGCCUCGACACCCCCACUUGUGUAAUGAGCCCAGUGAAACCCUAAAGGCUUCCUUGGAUCCCCUGCUGACUCUGACUGGGUUGUACUCAUGCAGCUGAAAACCAAGCCAUUUCUCUGCAUCAGGCCUCAUGGGGUGCCUCAUGGGUGUUUUUGAAGAUGGAGCAUCUACAACCUGUGUGGAUCUUGGACACACAGCCUGUAAGGACCCAAAUUCUGUCUUUAUAGCUGUUCAGAGAUGAGUGGGGAAAUAAGGGUUACAAAGGCUGCUUAUGAUUCCAUUUUCUUUAAAAUAUAUGUGUAGUUGAACAAGA
Peromyscus maniculatus bairdii (prairie deer mouse) is the source of this 2392-nucleotide messenger RNA. NCBI's taxonomy places the organism in Eukaryota, Metazoa, Chordata, Mammalia, Rodentia, Cricetidae. The record is from RefSeq and is a predicted model, not a curated record.